This is a messenger RNA of Chironomus riparius, 2165 nucleotides long. NCBI's taxonomy places the organism in Eukaryota, Metazoa, Arthropoda, Insecta, Diptera, Chironomidae. The record is from the annotation of a GenBank genome assembly.
GAAAGCUACAAAAAUUUUCAGGAAACAUCAGUGAAUUUGUGAAGCUGUGGAUUAAUUUAUUAUUUACUGGAUAUGCUGCAUUUUUUGUGGAUUUAAGUGGAUGUAACCGAAGUUUUGUUGACUAUUUAAUUAAAAUUUAUAAAGAAUUCAUAAAAGUUCGUCAAAAAAAAUCAUAAAAUUAGAUAUUGAGCUAUGGACACAAUCUGCAGACUCUGCUCAAACCAAUCAAGCAUUUUAACAUCAGUAUUUACCCUCAAAAAUGGCAGAAUCAUUGCCGAUAUGAUUUCAAUAAUUUGUCCAAUUAAAAUUGAACUUUCUGACAAUCUCCCAAAGACUGCAUGUACAUCCUGCAUUAAGAUAAUCUACGAUGCAGUUGAUCUUCGUGAAAAAAGUAUUCAAACCGAUCAAAACUUGAAAUCCAGUCAAUUCCAGCACACAAUAGAGCCAGUAAGGAUUAAAGUUGAAAAAGAUCCAUUUAAUCAUGAACUUUGGCUGGAAGAUGAGAGCAACAAUUAUGGAAGUCAUGAAGACAGCGAUGAGUCACAGACAAAUGAGGAUGAGGACAUGGAAUACUAUCCUGAGAUGCUGUUAGAAGUAAAAUCUGAAGACUCAAGUCGAUUCAAGUGUCCACACUGUUCGCAAACCUUUACACUUUCAACGAAUCUCCGACGACAUAUCGCUAAGUUCCACAAAGAUUUAGACGCUGACAAACCACAGAAAAUAUUCGAGAAUAAUAGCUGCAAACUUUGUGGCUUCCAAUUGGCACAUAAAUCGAAUGUCAAGCGACACAUGCAGAGGUAUCAUGACCCAAGCUUGCCAUAUGCUUGUACCAAAUGCACGUGCAGGUUCAAAAGUGAGAUCAGGAUGAGGACACAUGUUGAAAAAACGCACAAUCAUCGAACACCAACGAUCUAUAAAGUUGAAAGCCAAAGUGAAGAUUUUGAGGAAUUGCCUAAAACUCAACUAAAGCAUGAAUCAAUUUUGUGUGAUCUUUGUGGCAAAAACUUUCCUAAUCGAUCACUGCUGGAACGUCACUUGACCAUUACUCACAAAACAAAACAAUCAGCAAUUCCAACAGAAAAUGAGUCAAGCUUCAUGUCUGGCUGUUAUCCAUGCAACUUGUGUGACAAAACAUUCACGAUGAGGCACAACUUAAAUCGUCAUUAUAAGCGGUUCCAUUCAUCAGAUUUAAGGUUCGAGUGCAGUCAGUGCAACGACAGAUUUCGGACGGAACUUCAUCUCAGUCGACACAACAUUCGAGUUCAUGAGAAUCGCAAUGGAAUUUUUAAUAAAAUCAAUGAACCGGAAGUGCCAAGUGAGGCUACAAAAGGUGAGGAAAUCAUUGAAAAAUGUCAAUAUUGUGAACUUGAAUUUAAUGGAAGUAAAUACAGAUAUGAGCGACAUAUGAUAUUAAUGCACGAGAAGGAACUUGACAAGAUUUACAGCUGCGAUAUUUGUCCGAAGAAAUUUGUAUUUUUAAAAUCAUUAAAGUAUCAUGUUGAGGUGCAUCGGAAGCGAGCGAGGGAGGAGAACUUUCCAUAUCAGUGUGCAGCAUGUCAAAGAAAGUUCCUGAGUGAGGAGAAGUAUAAGCAUCAUAUUACCUAUUCACAUGCUGAAACAUCAUCAUUUGUAUGCUACCUGUGCGGUAAGACACUCGAUUCUAGGAAAAAACUUAAUUAUCACAUGCUACGGCAUCAAGAUAUAAGAAAUUAUCAAUGCACAAAAUGUGGAAUGAAGUUCCUUCAAGCCAGACAUUUGGAUCGUCACAUGACAACACACAGUGAAGUAAGACCGUACGUUUGUACAGAAAUUGGAUGUGGAAAGGCAUUUAAAAUGUCAGAUGUACUCAAAAAGCAUCUCAGAAAAGUUCAUCAAGUUGUAACUUCAAGUAAAAUAGUUGGCAACUUAGGGAAUAAGGACAUGAUGAUUGUAAAUCAACAAAUGAGUUUCAUUGAAAAUCAGAAUUUGUAAAAAUAUUUAAUUUAAUUUGUGUGUCAAGUUUAUGUACAUUAUGAACUAGGGCUCGAAGUUGAUUGGGUUCGAGGCGACUUGACUAGACUCAAAACCGAGUCGACUUUAGCUUUUCGGAGUCAACUCUGAGUCGACUUCGAGCUCUGUUAUGAACGUUGGCUAAUAAAAAAAUUUGAACUGUAAGCAAAAAUUAG